This is a messenger RNA of Copidosoma floridanum, 3648 nucleotides long. Its product is annotated as thyrotropin-releasing hormone-degrading ectoenzyme. Gene Ontology annotation, molecular function: zinc ion binding; metalloaminopeptidase activity; peptide binding. The record is from RefSeq and is a predicted model, not a curated record. Gene Ontology annotation, biological process: proteolysis; peptide catabolic process. NCBI's taxonomy places the organism in Eukaryota, Metazoa, Arthropoda, Insecta, Hymenoptera, Encyrtidae. Gene Ontology annotation, cellular component: cytoplasm; membrane.
UCGCGCUCUCGACCUGCGUAUCUCGCUCACUGUACAACUGGUGCAGCGUUUCGCAUCGCGUGCCGUUGUUCGUUGCAUUGAUAAUCAUGCAGUUGGUGUGACGAGUAGCGGCCAGCGCGUGUGUGCGCAGGUAUAUACGUGCACUUCUCGAGGGGAUAGUUCGCGGGUGGGGCUCGGGGUAACGUACCGCGAGAGCAGCGCGUGUGUUUUUUUUUUUUUUUUUUUAAAACUCGCGUGAUCGGGUGGGCCUGUAUAUACCGAUAUCCCGGUCGAGCAGCUCGAGAGGAGUCGGAGAGGGCUGGAGAUCCCGGCCCCAGGAUGAGGAGAGGCAGCGUAACCACCUACGCGGACGACAGCAGGCGGACGUCAGCCGUGAUGCCCUCGAGGGAGCGGCGCAACCCGAGCAACGCCCGGCACGAGUUCAGCCUCCAGGAGGAGGAGUACGAGAGCCCAAAGGGCAUGUUCAUCUCGUACCGCAGUAUCGCCUUCGUGUUCGUCUUCUUCCUGGCCAUCCUCAUCGUCGCGGCCUUUGCCGGCUACUACGUCGUCUCACCGCCCGAGGACGAGGUGCCGGACGGCCUGGCGAUACUGGCCCACGAGGACGAGGGCGGUGACGAGACGCCCGAGCUCUCGGCCUCGGUCAAGCCGCUGCGCUACAGUGUCGAGCUCGAGUUCACCGUUGCCGAUCCCACAGCCGGUGGGAAGGCCCGCGUCCAGCUCAAGGGCCGCGCUGACAUUGCCUUCGAACACACGGUCGGCAGCAGUCCCAAGCAGUUGACCGUCAACGCCAGGCACCUGUCGGUCAAGGCCCAUCGGUUGCGCGCCGUCUCGCCGGCGAGGCUCGAGCUGGCGACUCGAGCCAACAGGACCGACGAGGCGACCGGUACUUUUGUCAUCCUCCUCGAGGACUCGAUGGCCGAUGGCAACUACUCGCUGGAGAUCGAGUACGAGGCGCGGCCGGUGGACGCAGUCGCCUUGUACAACAACACGCGAGCCGGCAGCAAGGAGACAGUGCUCCUGGUGUCGAGGCUGAAGCCUGCCAGUGCCCCCCGCGUCUUUCCCACGCUGGGCGAGGCCGAGGCGAGGGCCAGCUUUUCCCUGACGCUGCUGCACCCCCGCGAUGCCAGGGCCCUUUCAAACUCGCCUCUGCUGGACUCGAGCGAGCUGUCCGAGGACGUGGUGAUCGAGGAGUUCGGCGAGAGCCCGCGGAUGCCGAGCCACGGGCUGGCCUUUGCGAUCGGUAGUCUCGAGCAUCUCGGGGAGUUGGCCCUCGGCAACGGGAGCAGCGUGGGCCACUGGGGCUGCGGCGACGAGCGCCACGAGUUUUACCUCCAGGACAAGCUGGCCCCGAUCGCCGAGGCCUUCUACGAGCUCUUCGGUCACGAGCGGCCGAUCGGUAAGCUGGACCUCCUCGCCGCGCCCGUCGACUUUGACGGCUCGUCCGCCCCUGGGCUCAUCGUCGUCAAGGAGUCGCUCUUUCACACGGGGGUCGGCUCGCCGGUGCUCGCCAAGACCAGGGCGCUGCUCAACCUGAUCGGACUAGUCGGCCAGCAGUGGCUCGGCGGCCUCGUCGGCGCUAAAAACUGGACCGACGCUUGGUACCUCGAGGGCUCCGUCCUCUACCUGCAAUACGCGCUCGUCGACAAGAUUGACCAGAGCCUCGAGGCGUCGGAGGACUUUUUGGUCGACGUGGAGCUCGAGGCCAUGGAAAACGACGGCUACCUCAUAUCGAAGGCCCUGAGUGCCAAGGUCGAGCACAAUCGAGUCGAGGCUUUCGACUUGGACGACAACUACCGCAAAGGCGCGUGCCUCGUACGCAUGGUGCACCAGGUGCUGGGCGAGGACGCCUUUGCCCGGGGAUACGCCGAUUUCAUCGAACGCUGGAGUCACUCGAACGCCGACGCCAACGAGUUUUUGCGCUCGGUCACGGGGAACGCGACGACGGGUGGGGUGGGCGAGUCGCCGAGACUGGACGAGGUCUUUCGCAGCUGGACGCGGCAGCCCGGCUAUCCCCUGAUCACCGUCAAGUGGGACCGCGACAACGACACCGUCACCAUACGCCAGGAGAAAUUCAACUUUGACGAGUACUCGAGCGACGAGGAGGAGCGCCCGGACCGCAGGCUGCGCUGGUGGGUGCCACUGACUUACGUGGACUCGCGAAGAAAUAACUGGUCCGAGCCGUCGGUCGUUUGGCUCAAGGGCACCGAGGAGAUGGUGCUCGAGAACUUUGGACGGGCCACGGGCCGCGACAACGACUCCUGGGUUGUUUUCAACGUGGACAAGCGCGGCUACUAUCGCGUCAACUACGACGAGGCGACCUGGCGGGGGAUCGGCUCGGCCCUACUGGCCAACCACACGAGCAUACCCCCAGGGACGAGGGCAGCUCUAAUCGACGACGCCUUGAGCCUCGCGCGCCAGGGCAGCCUCGACUACGGGACGGCUCUCGAGCUACUCGGCUACAUCGGCAACGCGGAGCUCGACUACGCCCCUUGGCGCGCUCUCGCACGGCACGCCUCGCAGCUCGACUUUGCCCUCUACGAGACCAACUCCUACCCCGAGUUCCAGGAGUUUAUGCGCAACAUCGCGUCGCAACUGUUCGACGAGACAAAGGCCAAGCUCGACCAGGGCUCGCCGCUGGCCGUCCUGGCCAUACAGCUGGCUUGCUCGUUCGAGAAUCAAAAGUGCACCAGCUGGGCGAGGAGCCAGUGGGACAACGUCUUAAGGGACAACGAGUACGCGUUGGCGAAGCACGUCCGGGAGACGGUGUACUGCGUGGGUGCGCAGCGGGGCGGCAGGGAGGAGUUGUCCCACCUGGUGCAGAAGCACGGGGAGACGAGCGACCGGGACGAGAAGAACCGACUGCUGUCGGCCCUCGGUUGCUUCCAGACUCCCUGGAUCCUGCAGAGCACCCUCAACGAGAUCCUCGAGUCGGACAAGUUCGACGAGCACGACGUCAGGGUGAUACUGAAGUCUUACUCGAAGAACCCGGCGGCUGCCCAGGCAGCUCGUAGAUUCGUCCAGGAGAACUGGAAGGAGAUCGUGAAAAGGUUCUCGCACUCGUACUGGACGAUGAAGGCGUUCGUCGAGGCGUCGACGAGCCUACUGUUCACCGAGCACGACCUGAACGAGUUCAAUGCCUUCCGGGACAAGAACAUCGACAGCCUGAAGGCGAUGGGACACUGGGUGGCUUUGAACGAGAUGAAGGCCUCCUCGUGGAUAUUCCGGCUCAAACAGUCCUUCGACAGUCUCCAGAGGUGGUUCAAGAGCCGCUCGAGCGACGACAUCUAGAGCUGCCGGGUCAACAGCGUGUACACGUGUAGUGAGCAUACGUGUACCAAAAUGUGUGUGAGCACACGAGAUCAUUGGUUUCAUUGGUUUAUCAAUAUCGUACAAAAUUAUUAUUUGUAGAUAACGAGUUUAACGCGUACCUUGCGAGUGCAAAGUUGGAUUUUAAAAAGUUCCUUGAGAAAUUCAGCGAAAUUUUUCUUUUCUCAAGGAUGGGAGGAAAAACAACGUGAUGGAAGAGGAUCGGAGGAGGUGGGAAAAAUAAAUAGAGAGUCUCGACGACGGACACGACGUGUUCUACCACAACAAUGUUUUAUUUCGUCAAAUGCUUUUUCUUUCCAAGCAUAAUUUAUUUAUAUAUAA